GCAGUCAGGCUGAGCCGCCCCAGAGGACCAGCCUGACUGCUUGUUUUGCUGAAGCCGGAGCAGGAGAGGAGGUCCGCCGUCAGAUGGAGGUCACUGGUGCGGACCCCCGGACGCAGGAGGAGGGCUCGGAGGCAGACGGGACGCCCGAGAGCCGGGACAAAGAGGAUGGGGUGCUGCAGUACCCCAAAGAGUGCGAACAGUAUGGGGAGAAGAUGCCCUUCCACCAUGUGACGGCAGGGCUGCUCUAUAAGGGGAACUACCUGAGUCGCUCUCUGUCCGAACGCAGUGAGAGUGACCAGCUUGCUAGCAUCUCUGUGGAGGAACUGGACGAAAUACGCGAGGCCUUCAGGGUGCUGGAUCGUGAUGGCAACGGCUUCAUCUCCAAGCAGGAGCUUGGAAUGGCCAUGCGCUCCCUAGGGUACAUGCCCAGCGAAGUGGAGCUGGCCAUCAUCAUGCAGAGACUUGACAUGGAUGGAGACGGACAGGUAGAUUUUGACGAGUUCAUGACGAUACUGGGCCCAAAGCUUCUGUCUUCCGAAACGCGAGAAGGCUUCCUUGGAAAUACAAUAGACAGCAUAUUCUGGCAGUUCGACAUGCAGCGGAUAACAUUGGAGGAGCUCAAGCACAUCCUGUUCCAUGCCUUCCGGGACCACCUCACGAUGAAGGACAUCGAAAACAUCAUCAUUAACGAGGAGGAGAGCCUGAAUGAGAAUUCAGGCAACUGCCAGACAGAAUUUGAAGGAGUCCAUCCCAAAAAGAAGAACCGGCAGACGUGCGUGCGCAAGAGCCUGAUCUGCGCUUUUGCCAUGGCCUUCAUCAUCAGCGUCAUGCUCAUCGCAGCCAAUCAGAUGCUGCGCAACGGCAUGGAGUAGCGGAACCACUGUGAGAGGGCGGGGGCGGAGCCUGCAUGUGCAUGUCCGUCUGUGACGUCAUUUCCUUUUUGCCUACAAAAAACCACAAAACAAAAAAAAAACAUUUGAUCAAAGGAAACCAAACACCUCGGCGAAAGAACAGAGGUUUUUUCUUCCCCCGCAGCGUUUAUUUAUUUAUUUAUUUUAUUUCUGUUCUUGUCUUGCGUGACAGCCAGCAGGGGGCUGUGUUUCGCCGAGCCCCCUCCACCUCACUGGCAGGGACUUUAAAGGGCUGACUUUGCUUUUCUCUUUUUUUCUCCCCCCCCUUGUGCCCCCUCUGUUCCCACAAUGCAAUAACAUACAGGAGUCUGCAAGCGCCUCUCCAACCUGUCGUCUCCAUGGCUCCAAUUUUCAGCAGGGAUUCGCUGAUGAGCUGCUCUCAGGCGCAGGCCUGUCGCCGAAUGGAAGAGCCACCGUAAUUGGCCGCUCAUUACAUGCUUAGUAGAGAGGAGCUGCAGCAUCUGCCCCAUGGCCUGUUUGUUGCUUUUAAAUGCUUUUUGGACGUUUCGGGAAGAGGUGUGAUGCCAGGGCAGGAGUGCACUCACUCAUCUGUUACAAAAUCCAUAGUUGUCAGCUUCUGUUCUUCAUUUAUGGCAUUUUGCGGACGCUCUUUCAAAAAUAAUUCUGGAUCUUGUCGGUUCUUUGGAAAGAUCAGUAUGCUGAAGAAAUGGAUGCCAGCUGUGGUCCUGGUGGUUCUAUGCCUCGUAUAUUUUCGUGUUUUCCCUGCUCCAACACAGCUAUUUAGCUAAUUAACAAGCAGGAAGUGGGUGUAUUAGGCCUUGUUCAGACUGCCAGCCCAAAUCAGAUUUUUGGCUUUGAUUUUUGAUAGUCUGGACAGCAAAAAACACAUGAAAUCCAAUUUUGGUCAGAUUCAAAUCAUAUUUGGAGGUGGCUUGAAAUGCGGUCCCAAUCGGAUUUUUGCAGAUGCGUCUUAGUCUGGACGCACUGGA
Molecule: messenger RNA, 1861 nt
Organism: Colossoma macropomum (tambaqui)
Lineage: Eukaryota; Metazoa; Chordata; Actinopteri; Characiformes; Serrasalmidae
Gene: caln1
Product: calneuron 1
Exons: 6
Coding region: 84-872 (262 amino acids)
Molecular function (GO): calcium ion binding
Source: RefSeq, a predicted model, not a curated record